AUGAAGAUGCUUACCAAGUUCGAGUCGAAGUCGUCGCGCGCUAAGGGCGUGGCGUUCCAUCCUAAACGUCCAUGGGUUCUUGUUUCUCUCCAUUCGUCGACAAUUCAACUUUGGGAUUACCGUAUGGGGACAUUGAUUGAUCGUUUUGAAGAUCAUGAAGGUCCAGUGAGAUGUGUUGAUUUCCAUCCUACUCAACCACUUUUUGUUUCUGGUGGUGACGAUUAUUCCAUUAAAGUUUGGUCUUUAGCCACUCGUAAAUGUCUUUUCACUUUGAAUGGUCAUUUGGAUUAUAUUCGUACUGUAUUCUUCCAUCAUGAUCUUCCUUGGAUUAUUUCAGCCAGUGAUGAUCAAACCAUUAGAAUUUGGAAUUGGCAAAAUCGUCAAGAAAUCGCCUGUUUAACUGGUCAUAAUCAUUAUGUUAUGUGUGCUCAAUUCCAUUCCCUGGAAGAUUUGAUCGUUUCUUGUAGUUUGGAUCAAACUGUUAGAGUUUGGGACAUCUCUGGUUUACGUAAGAAACAUAGUGCACCAUCCCAAGCUGGAAUGGGUGGUCCAGGUGGUAUUGGUGGAGGUCCUGGUGGACGUUCAUUUGAAGAUCAAUUACAACGUCAACAAUUACCUCAACAAGAUAUCUUUGGCAAUACUGAUGCUAUUGUUAAAUACGUUCUUGAAGGUCACGAUAAAGGUGUCAACUGGGCGUCAUUCCAUCCAACCCUCCCACUUAUUGUCAGUGCUGGUGAUGAUCGUUUAGUUAAACUCUGGAGAAUGAGUGAAACCAAAGCUUGGGAAGUUGAUACUUGUAGAGGUCACACUGGUAAUGUUUUGGGUGCAUUAUUCCAUCCAAAUCAAGAUCUUAUCAUGUCUGUCAGUGAUGAUAAAACUAUCAGAGUUUGGGAUUUGAACAAGAGAACUCCAGUUAAACAAUUCCGUCGUGAACAUGAUAGAUUCUGGCUUAUUGCUAACCAUCCUCUGAUUAACUUGUUUGCAACUUGUCAUGAUUCAGGUGUCAUGGUUUUCAAAUUGGAAAGAGAACGUCCUGCUCAUACUAUUUUCCAAAAUAAGCAAUUGUUUUUCGUUAACAAUGAAAAGCAAGUUCAAUUUUAUGAUUUUACAAGAGAUGAAGUUUCAUUGCCAAUGCUUUCAUUGAAAAAAAUUGGUAAGGCAUGGUCAUUUAUGCGUACUUUAUCCUACAAUCAGCUGGAUAACUCUAUCUUGGUCACUCAUGGUGAAGGGGAUGCUGCUCAGUAUGCUUUGAUAACCCUUCCAAAGCAUGUCACUGGAGCCAUUGAACCAAGUGAUAUAAGACAAGGUGAAGGUAACUUUGCUUGUUUUAUUGCAAGAAAUAGAUUUGUCUCGUUCAUUAAGUCUUCUAAAACUUUAUAUGUUAAAGAUUUAAGCAACAAUACCACCAAGACAAUUCAAUUAGACCUGUCAGUAAUUGAUGUCCUUGCUGGUAUUGGUGGUAGAGUUCUUUUAAUUAAGCAACACUCCGUUGUUUCAUAUGACGUUCAACAAAGAAAGGAAGUUGCUGAACUUUCAGUAAACAAUGUAAAGUACGCUAACUGGUCAAAUGAUGGUAAUCAUGUUGCUCUUUUGGCUAAGCAUACUAUUACCAUUGCUACCAAGGAUUUAGAAUUAGUUACUCUGAUGCAUGAAACCAUUAGAAUUAAGUCUGCUGCUUGGGAUGACUCUGGUGUAUUGCUUUACCUGACUUUGAAUCAUAUUAAGUACACCUUACUCAAUGGUGAUACCGGAAUUAUUAAGACUUUGGAAAAUACUGUUUACAUUACCAAGGUUUCUCAAAACAAACUUUAUUGUUUGGAUAGAUCUGGAACUGUUGAAGUAAUUGUUAUUGAUCCAACUGAAUACAGAUUCAAAAAAUCUCUUAUCAAUAAGAAUUUCGGCGAAGUACUUCGUAUUAUCAAGAAUUCUAACUUGGUUGGUCAAAAUAUUAUUCUGUAUCUUCAAAAGAAGGGAUACCCAGAAGUUGCAUUGCAAUUCGUUGACGAUCCAGAAACUAGAUUUGAACUUGCCUUGGAAUGUGGUAAUUUAGAAGUUGCUCUUGAACAAGCCAAGAAAUUAAAUAACAACUCUAUUUGGGAAAAACUUGGUGAAGAAGCCUUGAAUCAAGGUAAUGUUGAUGUUGCCGAAUUUGUUUAUCAACAAUUACAUCUUUUCGAUAAGUUAUCAUUCCUUUAUCUCUACAAGGGUGAUAGUGAAAGAUUAGGUAAGAUGGCUACCAUUUCUGAACAUAGAGGUAACUUGUCCUCUCUUGUUCAAAAUACCUUGUACAACAAUGAUAUUAAGAAAAGAUGUCAAGUUUACAUUCAAGGUGGUAUGUUACCAUUAGCUUAUACUUUAGCCAAAUCUAACGGAUUGGAUGAAUUAGCAUCUCAUAUUUUAGAAGAAGCUGGUGUCGAAGCCAAGGAUGUUGAAUUACCUGAAUUAGGAGACGUUGUUCCAUUACCUCAACCAAUCUCAACUCCAAUCCUGAACUGGCCAUUGAAGGAAUCAUCAAUGUCUUACUUCGAAAAGGCUAUGUCUGGUCAAGAAGUUCCUGAAAUAGAAGAAUCUACUUCCACUUUCACUAACGAAGUCGAAGAUGAAGAUGAAGCCUUUGAAGAUGCUUUGAUUGACGAAGAAUUAGAAGAUGGAGAUGAUGCAGGUGGAUGGGAUUUGGAUGAUGAUGAUUUGGUCAUUGAUGAUGAUGAUGAUUUAUUGGCUGGUGAUGAAAUUAUAACUGCUGCUGAAGUAUCUACCAGUAAUACUGGCGCAGAUGGUGAAGUCGCUCAUUGGCUUCGUAAUGCUAAAACCCCAGCUGAAUAUAUAGCAGCAGGUGUUUUCGAUCAAGCCGCUUCACUUCUUCACAAACAAUUGGGUGUAGUUGAAUUUGAACCUCUUCGUGCCAGAUUCUUAGAAGUUUACCAAGCUUCUAAACUCUAUCUUCCUGGUGUCGAUGAACUUCCAGCCAUGAAAACCUAUGUUCGUGCUGAUAAUGAUGAAGAUAAUCCUAAGAAAUUCAAACCAGUAGUACCUGGCUUUGAUACUUUAGAAGAUCGUCUUUCUGUUGGUUUCAAGUUCUUCAAGGAAAAUAACUUGGAAAAGGCCAUUGAAGUAUUUAGACUGGUUAUUUAUACCGUUGCUGUACUUACAGUUGUCGAUGAAGAUGAAGAAGCUAAAUGUUCCGAGGUCUUGACUCUCUGUCGUGAAUACAUUCUCGGUCUUUCCAUUGAAUUGGAACGUAGAGAAGUCGCUACUUCUGACAUCAAGAGAAACUUGGAACUUGCUGCAUACUUUACUCGUGCGAAGUUGCAACCAGCUCAUCGUAUCAAUGCUUUACAAGUCGCUAUGACUCAAUCAUUCAAGAACAAGAACUAUUCUAGUGCUUCAUACUUUGCUGGUGAACUCUUGACUCUUGUUUCUACAGGUCAAAGAGCUGAACAAGCCACCAAAUUAAAGGCUCGUGCUGAUUCCGUAGCAAGUGAUGCUAUUGAGAUUGAUUUCGAUCCAUAUGCAGAAUUCGAUAUUUGUGCUGCCACCUACACUCCAAUUUACCGUGGAGCUGCUUCAGCUACUGAAGCACUUGUGGGUGCCAAGUACCAAACAUCCGAACUGGGUAAGGUUUGUAAGAUCACUGGUAUCACAAAGAUUGGAGCACCAGCAUCUGGUUUGAGAAUUAGAGGUUAA
Molecule: messenger RNA, 3684 nt
Organism: [Candida] anglica
Lineage: Eukaryota; Fungi; Ascomycota; Pichiomycetes; Serinales; Debaryomycetaceae
Source: the annotation of a GenBank genome assembly